Messenger RNA from Tremella mesenterica DSM 1558, 839 nucleotides. RefSeq lists its product as uncharacterized. Gene Ontology annotation, molecular function: acyltransferase activity, transferring groups other than amino-acyl groups. Gene Ontology annotation, cellular component: NatA complex. The coding region runs from base 129 to 839 and encodes 236 amino acids. The record is from RefSeq and is a predicted model, not a curated record. Lineage: Eukaryota; Fungi; Basidiomycota; Tremellomycetes; Tremellales; Tremellaceae. Gene Ontology annotation, biological process: mitotic sister chromatid cohesion. The transcript has 4 exons.
AUAUCUUCGAUCGAAACAAAUACUAGUCUACAUAGUACUUCUGUUAUCUUGUAAAAGCUCAUAUUUUUGAUAUCCGAAUUAUCCACGACUCUCAAAAAGUAACAAGACCGCCGAGAAUCAGAAAGAAAAUGGCCGUCGUUUAUACCACCACCGGAACGGUAUCUUCACCUCUUGACUUGGACCAUCAGGUGAAAGGGGAAUAUCAACAAAUACAACUUAAUGGGAAUUCGAAGAAGGGUAUGAAAUUGAAGCCUAAGGUCACUUUGACAAGUCUGACAGUGAACAAUAGUGGUACUUUACGCAAAAUCAACUCCGUCGUCAUUCCUAUCGUCUACUCUGAUAAGUUUUACAAAGACGUACUUUCUUCCGACCUGGAAGAAGUUAACAAACUCAUUUACUACGGUGAUAUUCCCGUUGGCGCUUGUUGUUGUCGGUUUGAUAAUCUCAAUUCUACCAAUGGGGAGAAACCUCCCACUUUAGUUAUUCUGACUUUAGCGGUUUUGGCUCCUUAUCGCUCCUUAGGCUUAGGCCGCGCUCUACUCCUACACGCUCUCAAAGAAGCUCUUCAUCCCACUACCCCUCCUCCGCCUAUACCGAACAAAGACAAACCUACUACUCGUGGACAAGUUGCCCCAUCUCCCCCGCGGAAAAGUGUCAAAAGAGCUCUGGUACAUGUUCAAGAAGGUAAUGAAGGAGCGAAACGGUUUUAUGAACGACUAGGUUUCAAGGAAAUCGAACGUGUGGAGAACUUUUACUCCAAACUUGAACCUCGUCAUGCUAUCUUGAUGGUCCUCGACGAUAUUGUUUCAACCCUGGGUGAAACACUUAACGGAUCAUAA